AUGCCCCGGCGGGGGGGCGUCCAGGGUAAGCGGCCCAUUCCCCACGUCAAAAAGAUCAUUGCCGUGUCGAGUGGCAAGGGAGGGGUAGGCAAGAGCACGGUCUCUGCAAACCUGGCGCUCGGCCUCGCUGCGACCUCGUCCGAGGUCCUCGGGCGCCGUGCGCGUGUCGGUAUUCUCGAUCUAGACAUCUUUGGGCCGAGUAUUCCAAAGCUCAUGCACCUCGAGGAUAUGGGCGAACCGGAGCUCACAAAGCGCUCGAAUGCGGAUACGCCGGUCGUCUGGCGGGGCCUGAUGGUCAUGAAAGCCGUACAGCAGCUGCUGUUUGACGUCGACUGGCGCGCAGGCGUCUCGCCUGAAACCGAUACCACUACGUCGGAUUUGCCAGGACUCGAUGCUUUGGUAAUCGAUAUGCCGCCUGGCACCGGCGACGUCGCGCUGAGCCUGAGCCAGCUCGUGCAGGUCGACGGUGCAGUCGUCGUCAGCACGCCCCAGGACGUUGCGUUGACAGACGCACGCAAGGGAAUUACCAUGUUCCAAAAGGUCAAUGUCCCGAUUCUCGGCCUCGUGCUCAACAUGUCGCACUUUAUUGCCCCGGACACAGGCGCGUCCUACCCCAUUUUUGGCUCUAGCGAAAAGUUUGAUGCUUUGGCGACCCGCCUUAACGUGCCAGUGCUCGGCAAGUUGCCGCUCGAAAUGUGA
This is a messenger RNA of Malassezia japonica, 699 nucleotides long. RefSeq lists its product as uncharacterized. NCBI's taxonomy places the organism in Eukaryota, Fungi, Basidiomycota, Malasseziomycetes, Malasseziales, Malasseziaceae. Gene Ontology annotation, molecular function: ATP-dependent FeS chaperone activity; ATP binding; 4 iron, 4 sulfur cluster binding. Gene Ontology annotation, cellular component: mitochondrion. Gene Ontology annotation, biological process: mitochondrial respiratory chain complex I assembly; iron-sulfur cluster assembly. The coding region runs from base 1 to 699 and encodes 232 amino acids. The record is from RefSeq and is a predicted model, not a curated record. The transcript has 4 exons.